Molecule: messenger RNA, 3636 nt
Organism: Caenorhabditis elegans
Lineage: Eukaryota; Metazoa; Nematoda; Chromadorea; Rhabditida; Rhabditidae
Gene: R10F2.6
Product: Tyrosine-protein phosphatase domain-containing protein
Exons: 12
Coding region: 88-3573 (1161 amino acids)
Molecular function (GO): protein tyrosine phosphatase activity
Source: RefSeq, marked reviewed
UGCUUUCCAAAAGUUAAAAAAAAUCGAUUUUUGAUUUAUUCCUCAUAUCAAUUUCGUUUAUCAUCAUAUCAAAUUUUCAAAAACGAAAUGAAUCCCAUAUUCCAGCUUGGUGACGUGGAAAAUUCACACCAAAAUGUUGCUGAAAGAGCAGAAGCUGGAAAAAUGAUCGCUCACAAAUCUCCUGUAAAAACCAAAAAAUUGCGGAAAAAACGAGAAAAAUCGGAUAACCUUGUGGCGUCAUCUGAUGAAGAAGUGGAAAAAUCGAUAAAUUCUGGAAAAUGGAUUAGAUUGAAAGUCAAAAAGCAAUCGACUGGGGGAGAAAAACACUUAGCGGCUAUUUCCAAGAAUGAAGCAACUUUCGAGGUUUCUGAAGACGCAAAUUUCAAAAAAAUCAACGAGGACAUUCAAAAUCUCAAAUCCGAGUUCGGAAUCCAUCCAAGAUGGGAUGAGGAGCUGCUCCACGCGAUGCCAAGCACCAUUCAAUUCGAGGAGUGUUUGAUAAUUGCUAGACGGGUCAAAGCUCUGUCGAAGAAACUUGGAAAUGAGCCAGGUAUCUUUGUCAGGCACAUCCCGGAGCAUCUUAGAGUUCUUCUGGAAACUGACGAUGAGUCACCUGACGAGGAGGAGCUCGACGAGCAGGAGAUUCAAAUGGUUUUUGAUGACUUGGAACGCCGGCAGAGUGGCAUUUUCUACGAAAACGAUGAGGAUGAAGAAGCCCAGCUCCCGUUGCUCCAAGCUCCGCCCCUUGUGAGCUUCUCCGACAUUCCCACUGCUCCCAGUCCAAAGGCCAAAGUUGGAUCACGUUGUUACAAGGAGGGUCCCUUAUUCGACGCAGAACAAGCACCGAACUUCAAAUACUCGGAAAUUGAAACUGAUUGCUCUGUCUACUCGAUCUCUUCGGAGACUUUAUUGGCCAAUGUUGGAGAGGUGUACAAGAUCCGCGAAGAUGACCCCCGUCAUCGUGUCAAACGUCGUUGGCCCAUUGUUGAGAAGACCGCCACAGGGAGGCCAUUCAAUUUGAGCAAACAUUUUGCGAAUGAGUUCGAGAGCGAGGAGGACGGAAGCUGUUUCACUGAUACCACGUUUUCUCUCAACGAAGGCAAUAAAUUCAUGAAAAAUCUCGCCACCUGGAACCUAGAUGAUCCUGAAAUUGUGACCGGAUUCCCCAGUCAGAUCCUUGUUCCAUCACUGCCGACUCUUCCAGGACCACAAGCUGCAAAGAAACAUUUCCAGAGAAUUCAAAAUUCUGGUUAUUGGAGAAGUUAUGUUCUGAAAGAAAAAUCAGAUUAUGGUGCAUCGGAAACUUCUCUGGAAGAGCCACGAUUUGUAGCCGGAAAGGAUACAAAAAAGAGCAAGGAGAAGGAUCCUCCUUCUGCUCCACCUCGUCCACCCAAAAACCUUGCCCUUGAAGCUCGACCGGCUCGCUGGGUGCCAAUUCCAGCCAAACGUCCACGUGGAGAGACAAAAAUUGACGACUUGGGUCGAAUCUGGGAUGUUCCACCGGCUGACGAAGCCAAUAAACUCAAAGAUCUGCCACGUCAAGAGGAGGCGAAUCUCAUGUGGGUACCAUUUCGUGACGUCAAGCCACCGUAUCUUCACGACGGGUCGGAUGAUUUAAGAAGCAUCAACUCACAGAGUUUGUCGAGUCAGUCGGAUGUGACAGAUUGGAUGGACGAGACGAGAAGUGACGUCACGAUGUCUGAAUCCGAAUGGAAAGGCGACCAAGAACUCGCAGAGCCUGUGGGAUUCCUGAACCGACAUGAAGUUUGGAAGAAGAACCAGUACAAGUGGGCUCUGAAGAAUCGACUCAAUUUGGCAGGAUAUCGAGAUGAGGAUCAAUUUGAUCGAAUGGCAAGACGAGAGCAUCAGAAACAUGAGGACCAGACUGAUAAAUCCGAAGAAGCGGAAAAGAAAAUGAAGAUCAAGGCCGACUUGGCUGCAAAGGAGAUAUGGGAUAAAAACAUGGAGCACAACGUGGAUGAAAUACUUAUGAAACGUGUCAAUCGUGUCGAGAUGUGCCGUAUUCAAAUGGCAUUGCAGAAUCUGGAUCAGAAGUUGGUGGAUCAGGAGAAGGAAUCCAGAAAACCAUUGGACAACGCUAGAAAGUACGUUGAGGAGUCAUACUGCAACCACCCAUCCGAAGAGAUGGCCAUCACUCAAAUCGCGUUCGAGUCCGUCGACAAAAUCGACAACUACAUUCAAUCGUGCUGUCAGGACCGCUGGGAGCACCUUUAUCGUUGCUCCUCGCCACGCUACACACACGACUGGGCCCGAGUCCGAAUGAGCUCGGAUCAGCCGGACGACUGUGACUUUUAUGACGCGUGUCACGUGUUUCCGUGGCAAGAGGUGUUUGAGAAGGUGGCACACAAGUACAAGAACAAGUUGAUUUGCGCCUCGUCGCCGAUGUACAAUGUGACGGUUGGAAUCUUGUGGCAUUGGUUGUUCGAGAAUGAUGUCAAGUACGUGGUGAUGCUUAAUCAGUUCCUUGAAAAAGGACUUCAAGCUUCGGAAGUGUGGUUCCCACUGGUCAAAGGAGAAAAAGCGAGAUUCCGCCGAAAUGCAUACAGAGAGUACAUCGUCGAGUGCACCGACGUCAAAAAGAAGUACAAGGCGGCAGGGAUUCAGAGACUUGUCAAGGUCACCUUAGUCCACAAUCACCAGGUAAUCGAGACAAAACAGAUGAAGAUCCUGCAUAUGCUCGAAUGGGAUCAAGAUUGUCUCCCCGAAAAUUGGCAGCCGUACGUUAGAAUUUGCGAGAGAAUGAAUCGAGAAUCUCUGCAUCAUCCGGUGGUGGUGAUGAGCAAGCACGGCAGUGGACGAGCGAUGACACUGAUUCUGUCACUGAUGGCUGCGGUGAUGGCUCGUCUGGAUGAUGAUCUUAGCAUCCAUUCCAUGUGUCAGUCGGGAAGAGCUUCAAAGCGUCAAUCGAUCACUUGCUGCAAUCAGGUCUACUUUUGGAGGAUGGUUCAUUAUGAGUUAUUGUUCAGAUGGUUCAAGCCCCUCCGCGAGCUACGUGUCCGUAUGCCUGAACGUCUCGAAGCCUACCAAGACGUUGUUAUUGCUCAGCAGAAAGACUACCUACAACUCGAAGCCCGUCACUGGGCCACGUACUUUGAAUAUGAGAUGGAGCGGUUCAUCCGAAUGGAGUAUAUGGUGGAACAUGUUCAGAAGCAGCGGGAUGGUGAUCGACACGAGAUGCGGGAGCUUCGAAAAACCGACAGGCUUCAUCAAGCGAUGACUGCAAGUGAGGAGAGGGAUGAGAGAAGUCCGUACUUUGACGGAAAGCCCAUUCGUCGCAAGCCGUUGCGUCUAGGUGAUAAGCCAAGGGAUCCGAAACGUCCAAAAAGACAAUACGUGAAGCGCGAGGACUUUUUGCCUGAACAUGAGCUUUACUCGGCGCUUGAAAUGGAGCCAAUGAUCAGUGGAUAUCAAAUUAGUGGAGCGUAUCGUUGGGUGAAGCCGAGUGAGAUGAAGAAAGUGUUCACGGAGAAGAUUGAGAUUCCCCAGAACUGGAAGUGUUGGUAUACGAAGGAGGAACAGAAGGGUAUGCUGGCUAAGGAGACGACAUACUAGGAUUUUGAUGACUUAUUGUAUUGAUUUUUUUUUCUGGAUUUGAAUAAAGAGAGCUUUGAAAUA